AUGGCUGAGUAUCGGUUCGGACACAGAGGCUAUAACCCCUCAUAUGAGGUAGACCCAUGGAACGAUGAUGAGUGGGGCUACAAGUCCGAUCACCUGAGUCGUCCGAUGGGUUUGGAUCCUGAUGGAAGGAGGUAUGCCAGCGCCACAUCCUGGAAUCCUGUUCCAAAUAGCUAUGUUGUACAGACGGAGACGUAUAUUGUUCGUCCAACAGCCUCUAGUGGAUAUGGCUAUCCUCGGGAGGCCGGUUACAGGAUGAACUAUGCCUUCGACGAUAAUAGCCAGCGGCACAGGAAUCCUCCAGUGCCUAGCCGGCCUGUCAAUGAUCGUCCACCAGAAGUCGAGGAAUUCCUUACCAAGGUCCAAACUGAAGCAAGCCGGCCUUCAGGGUUCAGCAACCCUCCUCCGGCUCCAGGGAAUUGGGGACGAAACUCUUACCCAGCAGAAUUCGAGGGACCGUACACUAGAUACCACGAUGAAGCGAGCUGGCCCGUCCGGUCAGGCAUCCCUCCUCCAGUCACAGGAAACUGGGCGCAGAAUCGUACCCCCACAACCUAUGGCAGGUAUCCCGUCCCAUCGGGGUAUCCCUCUCAUUGGCCGGGCAGGAUCGAGAGGAGGACUACAGAACCACCGCCAUCAUUUGGCUCUGGAGGUAGGGCUAACCGCGAAACACGUCAAAGCUCGCCCAUCAGCAGGCCCAUAAAUGACAUUGACAAAGCGGUAGAAUACCUAAAGGAAAAGCUCAAGCCUUUCUCCAGCCAAACAGCCCCGCCCAGUUCCCAGCAGCCCAUGGCCCCGAACCUGGAGCCAGCAGUGCAUAAAAGAGAUGGUGCUGGACCGGGAAUUCCCAGCAUGGAAGAUGUGAAGACACAGAAUAAACCAUCUCCAGAGCUGAGCGCGACAGAUGCGGCUCAUACAGGCACAAUUACCAGCAGGCCGAACACGACGGAUGCGGCUUAUACCGGUAGCAACACUGGCAGGCCGAACACGAUGGAUGCAGCUCAUACAGGUGCUAUCGCUCAUACGGGUACUAUGACUAGCAGGCCAAACGUGCCGGAUGCGGCUUAUACAGGUAGUAUCACUGGCAGGCCAAACACGAUGGAUGCAGCUCAUACGGGUACUACGACUAGCAGGCCGAACACAAUGGAUGCGACAUAUACAGGCAGUACCACUGGUAGGCCAAACACGACGGAUGCAGCUCAUACGGGUACUACGACUAGCAGGAUGAGCACAAUGGAUGAGGCAUAUACAGGUAGUACCACUGGCAGGCCGAAAACGACCGAUGCAGCUUAUAUGGGUACUAUGACUAGCAGGCCGAAUGGGACGGAUGCGGCUUAUACAGGUAGUACUGGCAAGCCAAACACUACAGAUGCAGCUUAUACGGCCGCUAUGACUAGCAGGCCGAACGCGAUGGAUACGGCUCAUACGGGUACAAUUACCAGCAGGGAACUUGCAAAGAGGUUUAAUGGACUUCUGAUGUGA
Molecule: messenger RNA, 1479 nt
Organism: Punica granatum (pomegranate)
Lineage: Eukaryota; Viridiplantae; Streptophyta; Magnoliopsida; Myrtales; Lythraceae
Source: RefSeq, a predicted model, not a curated record